AUGGUCAACAUCACUGGUAGCUUUGUCUCGCCUUCGGCAGACGCGACAGUCUCUCCCCAAUUGAUCGCGACAGGCGGUUUCUUGGCUUCCAUUCUUGAUGGCCUCACCAUCUGGAAGUUCCUCGGAACACUGUUCCUUGCAGCUGUCGUUUAUGAUCAGUUCAAGUAUCACUACUACAAGGGAUCAAUCGUUGGUCCUGCCUACAAGAUUCCCUUCAUGGGCCCAUUUUUGGAAUCCGUCAACCCUCAGUUUACCAAGUACAAGGCCAAAUGGGACAGUGGCGAGCUCAGCUGUGUCUCUGUCUUCCACAAGUUCGUCGUCAUUGCCUCCACUCGUGACAUGUCCCGCAAGAUCUUCAACUCUCCCGGAUACGUAAAGCCUUGUGUUGUCGACGCUGCGCACAAGCUUCUCGGCAAGACCAACUGGGUUUUCUUGGAUGGCAAGGAGCACGUUGACUUCCGCAAGGGUCUCAAUGGUCUGUUCACUCGCCAGGCCUUGGCCUGCUACCUCCCUCGUGUGGAGGAAGUCCUCAACGCCAGUUUCAAGCGCUUCGUGGAGAAGUCCGCCAACCUGAAGCACGAGCCUACUCCUUGGAUGCCCGAUUUCCGUGAUCUGAUGACUGCUCUCUCUUGCCGUACCUUCGUUGGAUACUACAUGUCCGAUGAGGUCGUUCAGAAGGUCGCCGAUGACUACUACAUGAUUACCGCUGCGCUGGAGCUGGUCAACUUCCCUAUCAUUCUUCCUUUCACCAAGACUUGGUACGGCAAGCGCGCUGCCGACAUGGUCAUGGCUGAGUUCGCCAAGUGCUCCGCUAAGAGCCGCGCUCGCAUGGCUGCCGGUGGUGAGGUUUCGUGUAUCAUGGACGCCUGGGUCAAGGCCCAGCAGGAUUCUGCCAAAUACCGCGAGAAGAUUGCCAAGGGCAUUCAGGUCGAUCCCUCCGAGAAGCCUCCCCAGGUUCUGCGUGACUUCACCGAUUACGAGAUUGCCCAGACUAUCUUUACCUUCCUCUUCGCCUCCCAGGAUGCUACUAGCGCUGCCUCGACUUGGUUGUUCCAGCUGAUGGCUGACCGCCCCGAAGUUUUGGACAAGGUCCGUGAGGAGAACCUCAAGGUCCGCAACGGUGACCGCACUGUGCCUAUUUCUAUGGAGCUGCUGGACGAGAUGCCCUACACUCGUGCUGUUGUCAAGGAGACCCUGCGUUACCGCCCUCCCGUCAUCAUGGUUCCUUACCUCGUCAAGAAGGAUUUCCCUAUCACCGACAAGAUCACCGUCUCCAAGGGUUCCAUGAUCAUUCCCUCCGUUUGGCCCGCUUGUCACGAUGAGGAGGCCUACCCCAACGCUGACUCCUUUGACCCUGACCGCUGGAUCACCGGUACUGCCGAGCAGCAGACCAAGAACUGGCUGGUCUUUGGCACAGGUCCCCACUACUGUCUGGGACAGACCUACGCCCAGCUGUCUUUGAUGGCCAUGAUCGGUAAGGCUAGUAUGGAGAUGGAUUGGGAGCACACCCCUACUCCUCUGUCUGAGGACAUCAAGGUGUUUGCUACUAUCUUCCCCCAGGAUGACUGCCUGCUUACUUUCCGUCCCCGCCCAUAA
This is a messenger RNA of Penicillium malachiteum, 1596 nucleotides long. It is a transcript of the gene erg5, whose product is annotated as C-22 sterol desaturase erg5. The record is from RefSeq and is a predicted model, not a curated record. Gene Ontology annotation, molecular function: monooxygenase activity; iron ion binding; heme binding. The coding region runs from base 1 to 1596 and encodes 531 amino acids. The transcript is spliced from 4 exons. Gene Ontology annotation, biological process: sterol metabolic process. NCBI's taxonomy places the organism in Eukaryota, Fungi, Ascomycota, Eurotiomycetes, Eurotiales, Aspergillaceae.